Messenger RNA from Anopheles bellator, 1745 nucleotides. RefSeq names its product deoxyribodipyrimidine photo-lyase (gene phr). Gene Ontology annotation, biological process: photoreactive repair. The record is from RefSeq and is a predicted model, not a curated record. Gene Ontology annotation, molecular function: deoxyribodipyrimidine photo-lyase activity. The coding region runs from base 35 to 1609 and encodes 524 amino acids. Lineage: Eukaryota; Metazoa; Arthropoda; Insecta; Diptera; Culicidae. The transcript has a single exon.
CGCUUCUUCGCUGCCAAGCUGGACUGCCAACAUCAUGAAAAAAUCUGCGUGUCCGUCUUCCUCGUCGUCGGUGGAGCCAACCGUGAAGAAACAGAAAAUGGAUGAAGAUCGUCCCGGCCCAGACCAGGCCACUCCGCCGGAGGACGCUGGUUCGUCAAAGCCCGCCGACUACGUAGCACUGUUCAAGGCCGAGCGGAACAGCACCGCGCCAUCGGUGCUCGAUUUCGAUUUCAUAAAAAAACGUGUGCGAGUCCUAUCGACUGCCAAGGUGGUAGACGAAAGCAAGCAGGCUAUCCUGUAUUGGAUGUCCCGGGACGUGCGGGUGCAAGAUAAUUGGGCCUUUCUGUACGCACAGAAACUUGCGUUUAAAAACGAACUGCCCUUGUUCGUUUGCUUCAACUUGGUGCCCAAAUUCUUGGAAGCCACUAUCCGUCAUUUCAAAUUUUUACUCUGGGGUCUGGAGGAAGUGGCCCGCGAGUGCGAGAAGCUAAACAUCCAGUUUGUUCUGCUGCGCGGAAAUGCGGCCGAGAACGUACCGGCCUUCGUGAAGAAACACAAAAUCGGCUGCGUGGUGUGUGACUUUAGUCCGCUACGCGUUCCGAUGCAAUGGGUUGACGACGUAGCCAAAGCGCUCCCGAUGGAGGUUCCACUGUGUCAGGUGGACGCACACAACAUCGUGCCGGUUUGGGUGACUUCGGAGAAGCAAGAGUAUGCGGCACGCACGAUAAGAAAUAAGGUGAACGGUCAUUUAGCAGCCUACCUGACACCAUUUCCACCGGUCAUCAAGCAUCCACACACGUCCCGAUUCGUAGCCAAACCGAUCGACUGGCCACGGGUGAUCGAAUCGCUGGAGGUAGACCGCUCGGUGGACGAAGUCGAGUGGGCCACUCCCGGAUACGUCGCUGGUGUGCGGAUGUUGCAAAGCUUCGUCGAGAAGCGCCUCAGCAAGUUCGAUGGCAAGCGCAACGAUCCGACGGAAAAUGCCCUUUCGCAGCUUUCGCCCUGGUUCCACUUUGGGCAGCUGUCGGUGCAGCGAGCCAUCCUGGCCGUCAAAAGCUACGGCAAGCGCCAUACGGACGGUGUGGCCGCAUUCUGCGAGGAAGCGAUCGUGCGCCGCGAACUGUCCGACAACUUUUGCUUCUACAACAAAAACUACGACAAUCUGCGCGGGGCAAACGAAUGGGCCCGGAAGUCCCUGGACGACCACCGCAAGGAUAAGCGCACCUACUGUUACACCCGAAGCGAGCUGGAUUCGGCCAAAACGCACGACGACCUGUGGAACGCCGCCCAGCUGCAGAUGGUGACGGAAGGCAAGAUGCACGGGUUUUUGCGGAUGUACUGGGCGAAGAAAAUUCUCGAGUGGACCAAAACACCCGAAGAAGCGCUCGCGACGGCCAUCUAUCUGAACGAUCGGUACAAUCUCGAUGGGCGCGACCCGAACGGAUACGUGGGCUGCAUGUGGUCGAUCGCCGGCACCCACGAUAUGGGGCGGAAGGAACGGGACAUCUUCGGCAAGAUUCGCUACAUGAACUACGACGGCUGUAAGCGCAAGUUCGACGUGCGCGCGUUUGUCGCCCGCUAUGGUGGCAAGGUUUACCAACGCAAAUAGUUUACCGUUAUUGUUGUUUCUUGUUCGCAAAUCUUGAUAAAUUUUCGUCGUUUCUCGUUCUUUUUUGUCUUGUCUCGUUAUCCUUUUCAGCAAAAUGAGUUCCUUGAGGCAAAGUUACUUAAAAUAUGUAACCGAA